This is a messenger RNA of Conger conger (European conger), 1143 nucleotides long. Its product is annotated as alcohol dehydrogenase class-3-like. Gene Ontology annotation, cellular component: cytosol. Gene Ontology annotation, biological process: formaldehyde catabolic process. The transcript has 9 exons. Gene Ontology annotation, molecular function: S-(hydroxymethyl)glutathione dehydrogenase [NAD(P)+] activity; zinc ion binding. Lineage: Eukaryota; Metazoa; Chordata; Actinopteri; Anguilliformes; Congridae. The coding region runs from base 1 to 1143 and encodes 380 amino acids. The record is from RefSeq and is a predicted model, not a curated record.
AUGGGGACUGAAGGCAAGGUUAUUAAGUGUAAGGCGGCGGUGGCUUGGGAGCCACGGAAGCCUCUUUCACUCGAAGAGGUGGAAGUGGCCCCUCCCAAAGCCCAUGAGGUCCGCAUUAAGAUCGUAGCCACUUCGGUGUGCCACAGUGACCUACAGGUCCUGAGAGAAACACCACUCCCACAAGGUGGAAUGCACACCUUCCCGAUCCUCCUGGGACAUGAGGCAGCUGGCAUAGUGGAAAGCAUCGGCCCCGGGGUCACCAAAUUCUCCGAAGGAGACACGGUCAUCCCUUUUGGCGCAGCUCAGUGUGGGGAGUGUGAAUACUGCCUGUCUCCAAAAACGAACAUGUGCAAGACACACUGGGAGGAAUUCCGGAAGGGGGUACUUUUGGACGGGACCAGCCGGAUCACCUGUCAAGGGAAGCAGAUUACGCAGCUUUUUGCCUUGGGUACUUUCUCUGAGUACACUGUUGUCCCAGAAAUCUCACUGACCAAAAUCCGGAAGGACGCCCCCCUGGACAAAGUCUGCCUGUUGGGGUGUGGGAUCUCCACAGGAUACGGGGCCGCCAUCAACUCUGCCAAGGUGGAGCCUGGGUCCACGUGCGCGGUGUUCGGUUUGGGAGGCGUGGGUUUGGCGGCAGUGAUGGGGUGUAAAGCAGCCGGGGCAUCCAGGAUCUUUGCUGUGGACAUCAACAAGGACAAGUUCCCCAAGGCCGAACUGUUGGGGGCGACUGACUUUGUCAACCCCAAGGACUACGACAAGCCCAUCAGCCAGGUGCUGGCAGAGAUGACCAAUGGGGGGGUGGACUUCGCCUUGGAGUGUGUCGGCAGCGUGGAAGUGAUGAGAGCUGCUCUGGAGUCGUGUUGUAAUGCCUGGGGGACCUGUGUGAUCGUGGGGUACGUUCCGGAGAAAGACAUGACCUUGGCACCCUUAACCCUCCUGCUGGGCCGUACACUGAGGGGAACUUUCUUUGGGGGAUGGAAAAGUGUGGAGAGUGUGCCCAAGCUGGUCGAUGACUACAUGAACAAGAAGCUCAUGGUGGACGAGUUUGUGACCCACAACCUUCCCCUGGAAGAGAUUAAUGAGGGUUUUGACCUCAUGACAAGUGGAAAAAGCAUUCGAACGGUCAUCAAAAUGGCCUAA